UUACUGGCUGGCAGUGAGGAUUUUACUUCGAAGUAAGACAUUUAAGAGUCGCUAGUUUUUACUUUUCUGGGAUACAUUCGUCGAAGAUCGACUUUUCAAUAUAAGAGCGUAUUUUUCGGCUGUCAACACCUUUUAGUCGCCGAGGACAUUUCAAAGAGAAAUAUGCGCACAUUAUACCUCGUGUUGUUUUUAUUUGCUGCUGUCUAUGCUGAGUCGGCACGAGAGACAGAGACAUGGGUUUCAACGGAUCAGUAUGACCAAGAGUCAUCCGGCGACUUCAGCUUUGGGGAAACUGACACAACUGAUGAUGAGGAUUUGGAUCCCAAUGAUGAUGAUGAUGAUGAUGAUGACUACAACGACUACGACGACAUGUCAGGCUCUGGAGACGACUCAGCCAUUGAGAGCAACAGCGAGCUCGUUCCUCCAUUCAAGCCCGAUCUGACAGACAACAGGAUCCCAGAGGAUCCCAUAAUGCCAAAGCAUGACCUGAAGCCCGAUGAUAGCGACUUGGUUCAGAAGAACGAAGUCGGCUUAGCAAAGGACCUCAAGCAUGGAAUGCAGUCACCCAAUGUUCAGAUGGCUGUCGCUGGCAGCGAGAACAUUUUCAACAAAACCGAGGUCCUAGCAGCUGUGAUUGCUGGCUGUGUUGUGGGUGUGCUCUUCGCUGCAAUGCUCAUUCUGUUCCUGGUCUACCGCAUGAAGAAGAAGGAUGAGGGCAGCUAUGACCUGGGGAAGAAACCAAUCUACAAAAAAGCCCCCACUGCAGAGAUAUAUGCGUGAACACACGCGCACACAAACACACCCACACACACACACAUACAUGCGCACGCACGCACACACACACACACCCACACACACACACAUACACUCACACCUUCCUGAACUUUAAUUCACACGGUGCCUCGCAGCCGCCAUGCCGACCUCUCUCUCCCCUUGUUCACCGUUCACUGUGUCAUGCCUGGACAGAACUGGGAGGACAUUAUUAUUACACACAUGCAAAACAAAACCACGUCUCCUCUCCCACGGGCCAACGGAGCUGUUCCAUUGGUUUUUUCCUCAUAAAUCUAACGGGGAUGCGGAAACACUGCUUCAUUUUAUCCAAAGGCGAUCGGAAGAAGACAGUUUCCGUAGUCUCUUGCCAGCAGUGUAGUACAACACAGGAUUCGUUUGUUUGUUUUGCCUCUCUCUUAUUUUUUUU
Molecule: messenger RNA, 1198 nt
Organism: Chanos chanos (milkfish)
Lineage: Eukaryota; Metazoa; Chordata; Actinopteri; Gonorynchiformes; Chanidae
Gene: sdc4
Product: syndecan 4
Exons: 5
Coding region: 163-780 (205 amino acids)
Biological process (GO): cell migration
Cellular component (GO): cell surface; membrane
Source: RefSeq, a predicted model, not a curated record